This is a messenger RNA of Lemur catta (Ring-tailed lemur), 3700 nucleotides long. RefSeq names its product bone morphogenetic protein 7 (gene BMP7). The coding region runs from base 518 to 1813 and encodes 431 amino acids. The transcript is spliced from 7 exons. Gene Ontology annotation, biological process: SMAD protein signal transduction. Gene Ontology annotation, cellular component: extracellular region. NCBI's taxonomy places the organism in Eukaryota, Metazoa, Chordata, Mammalia, Primates, Lemuridae. The record is from RefSeq and is a predicted model, not a curated record. Gene Ontology annotation, molecular function: growth factor activity; cytokine activity.
GGGCUUCCGAGGCGGCCUCUCGUGCGAUCCAGGGCGCGCAGGGCUGGGAGAGCGAUCAGGGCCCCCGCUCUCCGCACCCGAGGUUGGAAGGGGGUGGGUCGCCGCUGCUCCCGGGCGAGAGCGCCAGAGCAGCGGGAGGAAGGAGCGCUCGCCCGCCCGCCGCCUCGCUGACUCCUCGGCGCUCGCUCUCUGGACUUCUAGGUUUGCUGGCUGCUCCUCCCACCCGCGCCCGCCUCCUCGCUCGCCUGCUCGCUCGCUGGAGCUGGUUUCCAAGCCCUGCGGUGCGCCCGGGCGAGUGCGGGGCAAGGGGCCCCCGGCCAGCGCCGAACAAGGGGCGGGGGUCGGGGCAGAGCGCAGCCGGCCGGGGAGGGGCCAUGUCUGGCGCGGGCGCAGCGGGGCCCGUCUGCAGCAAGUGACCGAGCGGCCUGGACGGCUGCCUGCCCCCGUCUGCCACCUGGGGCGGCGCGGGCCCCGCCGCCGGGAGCCCGGAGCCCGGGUCGCGCGUAGAGCCGGCGCGAUGCACGUGCGCUCGCUGCGCGCCGCGGCGCCGCACAGCUUCGUGGCGCUCUGGGCGCCCCUGUUCCUCCUGCGCUCCGCCCUGGCCGACUUCAGCCUGGACAACGAGGUGCACUCGAGCUUCAUCCACCGGCGCCUCCGCAGCCAGGAGCGGCGGGAGAUGCAGCGUGAGAUCCUCUCCAUCUUGGGCUUGCCCCACCGCCCGCGCCCCCACCUCCAGGGCAAGCACAACUCGGCGCCCAUGUUCAUGCUGGACCUGUACAAUGCCAUGGCGGUGGAGGAGGGCGGCGGGCCCGACGGCCAGGGCUUCUCCUACCCCUACAAGGCCGUCUUCAGCACCCAGGGCCCCCCUCUGGCCAGUCUGCAAGAUAGCCACUUCCUCACCGACGCCGACAUGGUCAUGAGCUUCGUCAACCUCGUGGAGCAUGACAAAGAAUUCUUCCACCCACGCUACCACCAUCGGGAGUUCCGGUUUGAUCUUUCCAAGAUCCCAGAAGGGGAAGCUGUGACCGCAGCAGAAUUCCGGAUCUACAAGGACUACAUCCGGGAACGCUUCGAUAAUGAGACGUUCCGGAUCAGCGUCUACCAGGUGCUCCAGGAGCACUUGAGCAGGGAGUCGGACCUCUUCCUGCUGGACAGCCGCACCCUCUGGGCCUCGGAGGAGGGCUGGCUGGUCUUCGACAUCACAGCCACAAGCAACCACUGGGUGGUCAACCCGCGGCACAACCUGGGCCUGCAGCUCUCGGUGGAGACUCUGGAUGGGCAGAGCAUCAACCCCAAGUUGGCGGGCCUCAUCGGGCGGCACGGGCCCCAGAACAAGCAGCCCUUCAUGGUGGCUUUCUUCAAGGCCACGGAGGUUCACUUCCGCAGCAUCCGGUCCGCGGGGAGCAAGCAGCGCAGCCAGAAUCGCUCCAAGACGCCCAAGAACCAGGAAGCCCUGAGGAUGGCCAACGUGGCAGAGAACAGCAGCAGCGACCAGAGGCAGGCCUGCAAGAAGCACGAGCUGUACGUCAGCUUCCGCGACCUGGGCUGGCAGGACUGGAUCAUCGCGCCUGAAGGCUACGCGGCCUACUACUGCGAGGGGGAGUGUGCCUUCCCUCUGAACUCCUACAUGAACGCCACCAACCACGCCAUCGUGCAGACGCUGGUCCACUUCAUCAACCCGGAGACGGUGCCCAAGCCCUGCUGUGCUCCCACGCAGCUCAACGCCAUCUCUGUCCUCUACUUCGACGACAGCUCCAAUGUCAUCCUGAAAAAGUACAGGAACAUGGUGGUCCGGGCCUGUGGCUGCCACUAGCCCCCUCCUGGAAACCAGACCCUGCAGGGCCGUGUUUUUCCUGGAUCUGCCACCGCCUGCCUUGGCCGGGAGCCCGCAGCCCAACUGCCUUACAUGAGACUUUCCCUUCCCCCACCCCAACUGUAAAGGUGUAAGAGUAUGAAGGAAUUUGAGCGGCACAUGGCUUUUGAUCAGUUUUUGGGCGGCGGCAUCCCAUGGACAAGAUCCUACACGCUGCUUCAGGCAAAACCUAGCAAGAAACAACAUCUAGGAAGAAAAAUUGCCUGGCCAGGGUCACUGGCUGUGACGUCUCGGCCGUGCCCAGACUUGUUUUCAGGGGUAAUUCUGAGCGCCCGCCCACCUGCCAGCCGGGCCACCCGGCAGCAGGGGGAAGGGGGCGUGGCGAGGGGUGGGCACAUUUGUGUCUGUGCAGAAAGAAAACUGAAGCGGAAGUUCCUGUAAUAAAUGUCACAAUAAAACGAAUGGAUGAAAAUGGUUAGGAUGUUACAGAUAUAUUUUCCUAAACAAUUUAUCCCCAUGUCUUGGUUUAUUCUGAUUCACAAACAGAAGCCGUGUCCCGCCGAGGGUGGCGUGUUUCAGGUUUCGUUCUGAGGCUUGCAGCGGCCCACUGUUUACCGAGCCUCGCCCGGAUCUGAGAUCUGGUGGGGAAGAGAAAGGGCAGAUGUUUGCUCGGAGGAGGAGGGCAGGGUGUUGACCUUGAAGGAAAAAUGUGUUCCAUCGUCCAGCUGGGUGUGCGGUGGCUGAAAUUAAAGUAGGCGCGUGAAACACUGGCAGACAUUCGGGAUUGGCUUUCCAGCCCGCCCCGUGGUGGGGGAGCAUGUGAAAUUGCGCAAGGGACCAGGACAGCAAGUAGAUGGAACUUGCAGCGGGACCCUGAUGCUGAGGGGCCCCAGGAAGGCUGGUUCUCAGUGAGAGGGGGGAACAGGGUCUCUGCAUGUCCUCUGAGUGGAGCCCCGUCCUUUGGCUGUCGAAGCAUUCUGAAGCCAGGUUCUGGUGAUAGCAUAGAUCCCUGUUACAGGCUCUGCAGAGAAACCGGCUCCUUGAAGUAAGGGAGAGAUGGCAUAGUGGGAGGUCUGAUGGGUGCAGGGUGUGCUGGACUCGAAUGGCAAAGCGAGCGAUCUAGAAGCUGUGUCGAGGGUGACAUCCUAACCAAGCAUCCUGACUUGGAGGUGGUGUUUCUGACCUGGUUGUUGGGACAAGCCCCCCUUGCGUUGGCCAGCGGGUCUCAGAUGGGGUGUGCACCCAGCCCCCGGCUGCAAACACAAGGCCUUGGGGAGGACUGGGCUGUUUGUGAAUAUUUCCUGCACCUGCAAAAAGAACAAGGUUAGCCACGAAGGCUUGUGUCCCUGCGGAAUCCAGUCUAGUGGGAAAAUGUUUCUCUGUCUUGACUAAGUUGAUUCCUGGAAAUAUUGGGGCUCUGUUUUUAUUUUCUUUUAUUUUUUUCUUCUUCGGUAGCUUGGGCUGCAGCCUUUACUCUGCCUAGUCACUGGAGGAAGCAUAUUUUUUGUUAUAUUUUGUUUCAUUUGUUGGCAGAUCUGGGUUUUUUUUGUGGGACUCCUUCUUGGUGCAAGUUUUCUUACCACUUAACGACCCAACCAGCCUCUGGUUAGCAUCAUUUGUACAUUUAAACAUGUAAAUAGUUGUUAUGAAACAAAGAAAUUAUUUAUUUCCAUCUGAAGCCUUUUUUAAACCCUCCUUUAAUCCCUUGUCCAGGACAAUGAGCUUGCUGUCCUUUGACCUGUUUGUUUUCUUAUUUAAGACUAUUUAUUAUUGGUUGGACCAAUGUACCCCGGCCGUUGCAUAGAGCAGUCCUUAGUGAAAAUUCUGUAUAAAUAGACAAAAUAAAAAAGGUUUGACUUUGCAAUAAAAGGAGACAUUUGGUUCUGG